CGGACGCUGAGAAGAAGAGAGGGUAUCUUGUGGUCGGACCCAGAUUGUUGCUUGUUUUGGCUCGUUUGCAGGAAAAAUAGGGAUUUUCGUAUCCGUCCCGGCUAGUAGUUGUAGUAAUCAGCCGCAUAUUUGCAAAGCAAAGGGUGCAGACAUGCCGUUCGGUAACACGCACAACGAGAUGAAGCUGCGCUACACGUCGGCGCAGGAGUUCCCGGACCUGAGCCAGCACAACAACCACAUGGCCAAGGUGCUGACGCCCGACAUAUACGACAAACUGCGGGCCAGGAAGACUCCCAGUGGCUUCACGCUUGAUGACGUCAUCCAGACUGGCGUCGACAACCCUGGCCAUCCGUUCAUCAUGACUGUGGGCUGUGUGGCGGGCGACGAGGAAACCUACGAGGUGUUCAAGGAGCUCCUGGACCCAGUCAUCAAGGACCGCCACGGAGGCUACAAACCUUCCGACAAGCACAAGACUGACCUCAACGCCGACCACCUCCAGGGUGGCGAUGACUUGGACCCCAACUACGUGCUGAGCUCUCGGGUGCGAACGGGCCGUAGCAUCCGUGGAUUCUGCCUGCCGCCGCACUGCAGCCGCGGUGAACGCCGAGCAAUAGAGGAGCUCUCCAUCCAAGCUCUGGCGUCGCUGAGUGGUGACCUGAAGGGGAAGUACUACGCCCUGAAGAACAUGACUGACGCCGAGCAGCAGCUGCUGAUUGACGACCACUUCCUCUUCGACAAGCCCGUCUCACCGCUGCUGCUGGCGUCCGGGAUGGCCCGUGACUGGCCUGACGCCAGGGGCAUCUGGCACAAUGACAACAAGACCUUCCUGGUGUGGGUGAAUGAGGAGGACCACCUGCGGGUCAUCUCCAUGCAGAAGGGGGGCAACAUGAAGGAGGUCUUCCAGCGGUUCUGCACCGGACUCACCAAGAUUGAGAGUUUGUUCAAGGACCGCGGCCACGCCUUCAUGUGGAACGAGCACCUGGGCUACGUCCUGACGUGCCCGUCUAACUUGGGGACGGGCCUGCGCGCCGGCGUCCACGUCAAGCUGCCCAACAUGAGCAAGCACGCAAAGUUCGAGGAGGUCCUCAAGCGCCUUCGUCUGCAGAAGCGAGGAACUGGCGGCGUGGAUACGGCGGCGGUCGGUGGCGUAUUCGACAUCUCCAACGCUGACCGUCUUGGUUUCUCGGAGGUGGAGCUUGUCCAGAUGGUGGUGGAUGGCGUGAAGCUGCUGGUGGACAUGGAGAAAAAGCUGGAGAAAGGCCAGCCCAUCGAUGACCUCACACCGACGCAAAAGUAGGAAUACCUCGGCCGGGUGGAAUUGUGACCCGCUUUCCUUUCCUUCGCCCGUCCCAGAACGCAUUCUACCCCUGUGUGUGUAUUUCAAAAAUGGAUCUGCAAUAAAAUCUGUCCCCAAAAGAA
Messenger RNA from Syngnathus typhle (broad-nosed pipefish), 1419 nucleotides. It is a transcript of the gene ckba, whose product is annotated as creatine kinase, brain a. The transcript has 8 exons. NCBI's taxonomy places the organism in Eukaryota, Metazoa, Chordata, Actinopteri, Syngnathiformes, Syngnathidae. The record is from RefSeq and is a predicted model, not a curated record. Gene Ontology annotation, molecular function: creatine kinase activity. The coding region runs from base 152 to 1297 and encodes 381 amino acids. Gene Ontology annotation, biological process: phosphocreatine biosynthetic process.